Molecule: messenger RNA, 2284 nt
Organism: Leptopilina boulardi
Lineage: Eukaryota; Metazoa; Arthropoda; Insecta; Hymenoptera; Figitidae
Product: putative ankyrin repeat protein RF_0381
Exons: 2
Coding region: 301-2274 (657 amino acids)
Molecular function (GO): protein binding
Source: RefSeq, a predicted model, not a curated record
GAAGUGGCUCAACUUUCCUAUAAGAUUGUUUUGACAGUUGGCUGUGCCUAAUUAAAGUCAUUUAAGAAGAAGAAGAACUUUCCUAUAAAUGCUUGCCAGUAUUGUAACUUGUUGACACUUCUGGAAGAAUACUUUUUCUGUUUAUUCAACACAAGUUUAACAUAAAUAAAUAAUAUUUCUUCAAUAUUUUAAAGCAUCUAUAUAUGUAAAAGAAGUCAGUCGUUUUAAUCCUCAUAUGGAAUCGGUUAAAGAACGUUGGAUGUAAUUAAAAAUUAACAGAAUUUUGUAAAUAAAAUAAAAAUGUCGUACACAACAACAACAACAAAGAAAGAAACACUUUCAAUCGGUGAUAUACGUAAAUUCAAGAAUGCAUUAAAAAAAAAUGAUAUAGAUCGCAUAAAUAAAAUAAUAUCCAAAGAAAAUGUUCUACAGGCGACCUAUAGUGGCGAUACUUUUCUUCAUUUUGUGGCCGAAAGCGGCACAAUUAAAAUUGCAAAUCAAUUAUUAAAACUAGGAGCGAAUGUUAAUAUUAAAAAUUUUGAUGGCGAAAAUCCAAUUCUUUACGCCUUGAGAAAUUCCUUUGAAAUGGUUAAAUUACUUUUCAAUGAAAAAACUCACAUUGAUUGCAAUCUUCUUCGUCACGCUUUAUAUUAUGGAACUGAAGAAAUUGUUCGACUAUUAUUACAAAAUGCAAUUGUUGAAAAAAAUUCAGUCAACUCAUUGGAGGAUACGGAAAAUUUGAUAAAAUUUAUUUUAUACGAUAAAAAUUUGUCACUACGAAAUAAAGACAAUUAUCCAUUGUUAAUAUUUUUUGCUGCAAAAAUUGGUAAUAAGAAUAUUUUACAAUUUAUUUUAAACGAUUGUCGUAAUUAUUUGGCAAAAGCUGAGAAAAGAAAAAAAAAUAAGAAACAUAAUUUGGAAAUAUUAAAUAUUGAAAAUGAUAAAGGUGAAACAGCUCUUCACUAUGCUGUGAGUCAAAAACAUUAUGAAGCUAUAAAUUUUCUUUUAAUUGAAGGAAUUGAUGUAAAUUGUAAAAAUAUUGCCAAAUGGACACCACUUCAUUAUGCCGUACGUCUUGAAAAUGUAAAAAUUUGUAAACUUCUCCUUCAUUUUGGUGCCAAUGUUAAUACAAAUGACGAUGGUGAAAAUAAUCCUUUGCAUUUAGUUUGUGGUUAUCGUUUGGGUAAAAUUUUUCGUGGUUUUGACGAUUUGUCAAUUAAUAUAUUUCGUCAAUAUACAAGAAGAAUUCUUUUUAAUUCAAUAAUUAUUGAAUUAUUACUUAAGCAUGGAGCUGAUGCAAAUAGAGAAGGUAAUAAUGGAAAAAAAAUUCUUUUUCACGUUUGUGAAGCUGAACGUUCAGAAGAAAUGUUAAUUCUUUUAAAAUGUGGUGCAAAUAUUCAUGUUGAAGAUUCUUAUGGUAAUAAAAUUCUUCAUUAUGCCGUUGUUUAUACACAAUCAAUUGAAAUUGUUGAUUUCUUAUUAAAUAAUGGUCUUGAUAUUGAUGUGAAAAAUAAUCAAGGAAAUACUCCACUUAUGUUUUUAAUACAAAAAGAAAUAAUUGAUGUUGAUUUAUCAAUGAUUGAAUUUCUCAUUGAACGUGGUACGAGUCUUAGUGUUAAAAAUAAUGAUGGUGAUACUGUAUUUGGUAUGGCAUUGUGGCAUCGUAACAGUGCUGUUAUUUUAAUGCUGUUGGAAUUAAGAGGUGAUAUUUUAUUAAAACGAGAUUCAAAUGAUGAAAAUCAACAUAUAACGGGCACUCAUUGUUUGGGUUCAUACAAUCAUCCAAUAUUGCCAGUCAUUGAUAAAUCUUUAUGUGCUCUUAUGUCCUAUCUUGCGUUGACAAGAAAUAAUAUAAAUAAUUAUUUUCCUUGCUGUUUAAAUUCAAAUAAUGAUGGAGAAGGAUUUAAAUUGUUUGAUGAACUGAAAUUUGAGUUGGAAAAAUUGAAAUCACGUAAGAUUUUAAAGGAGGAUAAUGAUUCAUUUUAUACGUAUUAUGAUUUUUUGGCACGAGAUUUUUCAACUGCAAUUCGAAUUUUUGAGAAUAAAAAAAUGAAACAGGAAUUAAUUUAUAUUCCACAAUAUUCAACCUUUAGUACUUUGCUUCGUCAUCGUUGUAGAUGGACUGUAAAUUUGAAAAAUUAUUUUGAUAUUAUUGUUAAUUUUUUUCUAAAUUACAGAAAAAUGAAUUUGCCAAUUCUUGUUAUUGAAAUAAUUCUCAGUUACUUUUCUUAUCAAGAUUUUAAAACAUUUGGCAAGAUUUUAUCUGAAAUUUAAUGAAUUCUAA